CAUCCUCUAGGAAGCUCACAAGCAGAACAUGAGGGGGCAGCAGCAGCCUUCUCUCACUCACCACCCCCAGCAGCUAGCAGGCAGGGAUAGACUUCCUCUGAACCUGGAGGUUCCAUCUUUCUACCAAGGCCUUAGAUAUUCUCCAUGAAUUUGUCUAGCCUAAGACAAGCCCCCUUGUGCUGCCUCUUCCAGCAACAUUGUUCUGUGUGCAGCCUUCACAUUCCAGUCCUGAGCUUCUGUGGGGGUGUAAAACUUGGAAAUAAAAAGUCCACAUUUUGUAUUUGGAAGUUACCAGAGGUAAAGGGAGGUGGUUGCUUUCAGUUUGCAGUCAGGUAUGCUCCAUAACCCUCAGCAUUUGGUCCCAAAUGCACAAAACCAGUCACUGGGCAUUGGGAAAGGUGGUGCUUGCUUUAAAACAGGGUUGUGGAGCCUGAGACCCGCUGUGUGUGGACAGGCCACAUCUCCUGCCAUCUCUGCCUGCGGCUCAUGUGGGGAGUCUGAGAGCAUUUGAAAGGCCGCAGGAGACAUCGCCCUGGUUGUCAAGGUCUGUAACUCAGGCAAUCAAUCUUGGAAUUACAGAAGUGUGGCAAAUAGGGUCUCAACUGUGCCAAACAUCAUCAAACCCAUAAAGACCUGUUGCCUCUUCUCUAGGAAACACACUACAGAGCCGAACACAGCAUGAUUUGGCUAUUGAUUUGUUUAAAGAACGUUCAUCUCUUAUCUUCCAACAGAAAAAGUCUCCCACAGCAGCUUGUGAAUCACACACAAAAACAUUUUCUCAAUAGGCUUGCAAUAAAAAAAGACACGAAAGAAGACUGGAUGGGGAGGAAGCUCGGCCUAAGCAAACUGCCGACCAUUUCAGAAUAAGCCACCAGUGUGGCACUGCCCUGAGAGCGAGAGAUUUGGGGGUUGGCCCAAGAAUGAGAUCCCUCUCACCCCACCCCGCAUCUGUCGCAUCAUCCAUUUGCAUAAAUAAGACAGGAAGUUGCAUCAAAAGAGCUUGUGAAAUAAAUUCCUGUAAGUCCUACAGAAGCUGCCUCCCUGAAAAACAGUGGCUGUGGAAAUGCAAGAGCACCGGGGGGGGGGGGGUUAUGCAUUGUUACUGGGGAACAAUGUCUUCCUCCUUGUCUAUUAAACAAUCAGUGUAGGGAGUUCUGUGACAGCAUUUCAUGCAACACUACAGAAAGCCCUCAUGCUUGAAGACAGGCCUGUAUCCAACGUUAAGCCUCCUCAGAACAGACCUGUUGAAAUAAAAGGGCAUGAAUAACUUUGGUCUGUUCAUUUGAAUGGGCCUACUCUGAGUAAAAGUUAGUUGGAAACACCCUCCAAGAUUUUAAAUAACUCCCCUCAACAAUUUGUUGUUUAGUCGUUUAGUCGUGUCCGACUCUUCGUGACCCCAUGGACCAGAGCACGCCAGGCACUCCUGUCUUCCACUGUCUCCCACAGUUUGGUCAAACUCAUGUUUGUAGCUUCGAGAACACUGUCCAACCAUCUUGUCCUCUGUCGUCCCCUUCUAGUGCCCUCCAUCUUUCCCAACGUCAGGGUCUUUUCCAGGGAGUCUUCUCUUCUCAUGAGGUGGCCAAAGUAUUGGAGCCUCAGCUUCAGGAUCUGUCCUUCCAGUGAGCGCUCAGGGCUGAUUUCCUUCAGAAUGGAGAGGUUUGAUCUUCUUGCAGUCCAUGGGACUCUCAAGAGUCUCCUCCAGCACCAUAAUUCAAAAGCAUCAAUUCUUUGGUGAUCAGCCUUCUUUAUGGUCCAGCUCUCACUUCCAUACAUCACUACUGGGAAAACGGUGUGUGUGUGUGUGUCACAGCCCAAGUGAUUCUGACUAAUGGCCUUCCACCAGAGUUUCCAACUUUUCCAGAUUUCUUACUUUGUAUUGCAGGAGAUAAACUGUCUUUUUGGAGCACAUAUAUGUCAGCUGGAUCAAUUUCACCUGGCUUCACAUGACACCAGCCCCCAUGGGAAGACCUGCCUUGGGUUGCCACAAAGUAAACUCUCUUUGGGCUGCCUCCUCCCUAGUAGAUUUCUCUUUGAAGUUGGAAAUGAGCGGAGGGGACAUCACUUGGUGGUGGAACACCUGCUUGGCAUGUAGAAGAUCCCAAGUUCAGUGUCUGUCAUAUCCAGGUAGAGCUGAAAAGGGCUCCCUGCCUUAAACGCUGGACAACCAUUGAUGCCAGUCAGUGCAGGCAAUACAGAGCUAGAUGGACUCAGUAUAAGGCUGCAUAAUAACUUCCAUGGCAAUCACAGGCUGAUUUUUAUAUUAAAACAAAUAAGUAAAUGUAAAUGAAUCCUGAGUGGUCCCCUUCCUCCCUUUCUCUUGUGGAGGUAGAUGCAGAAAGUCCUUAAGAAAAGCCCAGCAUCCCGAGGCCUGGUCUUCUUAGGGUCCCCAGGCAGAGCAAAUGUAGGGCCCAUAGCCCCACCUCCCGCUGUUUGCACACUGUCUCUCCUCCCCCUGCCAAAGAAGAGGAAGCUGCAUCAUGUGUGUUCUCCGAAACCACCACAACUCUUUCGAGUUCACCUCUCUUUCUCGUCCUGCCUCACGGAAGGUUUCCUGUUUUGUCCCGCAGCAGGUAAAAUGGCUCCCUUCUGGCUCUCCCUCUGGAUGGUUCUCUGGAGUCUCCUCACCGCUGGCAGUUUCAGGCUCCCAACCUUAAGACUCCUUAUCCAAGAUGGCGCUGCAGGCUCUCAGUCCGCUUCCCCAGAAAAGUGGAUGUGGAAGAGAGCAGGAGAUGAUGGCCAGGAAUCCCCUCGGUUACCUUGCGGAAAGACGGAUGGUAGCUGUAAGCACCCUGCUGCAGCCACCGCAGAACAAGCCAAGAAAAGUCUCACAGUCACAGAGGCAGAGAGUUCUACAUCGGUUGGGAAAACUUACAAUGGUGCCACUGCUGAAGUGCCUACUAAUGCCACAACAACUCUAGAUACCUUUGGGAAAGUAUCCACAGAAGUUGGCACCACCAAAGAAGUAAUCCAUUUAAGUACCACAAAGAGCUCUCGUGCUCCAGUGGCCCGUGUCCGCCGUCUUGCUCCCACAGUGGGCGCGACUACAUCACAAUCUAUGCCUAAUGAGACAGAAAAGGUUGCUACUGCCCUCCAAGAAACAAUGAUGGUUUUAGCGGUCCCUAAGAAACUGUUGGUUGGAGCAACAAGCUCUCAGUCCAUGGUGGCCAGUUCAGAUGUUUCCACAGCGAAGUUGAGGCAAGCCGUUGGCACAACCGGACCUUCCUUCAUAGCAAAGGGAAAGGUGAAGUUUCCUCACUCAACUGCCAAGCCAAGCCCCGCCACAGAUUGGCUAUUGUUGGAUGAUAUGACAAGCUCCAUGGUGGCCAGUUCAGAUGUUUCCACAGCGAAGUUGAGGCAAGCCGUUGGCACAACAGGACCUUCCUUCAUAGCAAAGGGAAAGGUGAAUUUUCCUCACUCAACUGCCAAGCCAAGCUCCACCACAGAUUGGCUAUUGCUGGAUGAUGUGACAAGCUCUCAGUCCAGGGUGGCCAGUUCAGAUGUUUCCACAGCGAAGUUGAGGCAAGCCGUUGGCACAACCGGACCUUCCUUCAUAGCAAAGGGAAAGGUGAAGUUUCCUCACUCAACUGCCAUGCCAAGCCCCGCCACAGAUUGGCUAUUGUUGGAUGAUAUGACAAGCUCCAUGGUGGCCAAUUCAGAUGUUUCCACAGCGAAGUUGAGGCAAGCCGUUGGCACAACCGGGCCUUCCUUCAUAGCAAAAGUUGCUAUCUCAGCCACCAUCACCACUGCCAAGGUGAAGCCCCCCUCAGUGACAUCUCUCGGUGGCGCCACCAUCUUGGUAGGGAAGUGUUUACUGUGGAUCUUCAUCCUGGCCCUCAUUGCUGGCAUUUUCAUAGUGGCCACUGGUGUCCUCGCGACCAUGCUCUGGCGCCAGAAACGAGCCUACAAAAUGAAUGGGCGCAACCACACAGAGAUGGUGUGCAUCUCAUCCCUGCUAGCUGCUGAAGAAGCAGAGGAGGCUGGAGGGAGGCACCCCAGGGGGAAAAGGGUAAAGAUGCUUGGGGCAAAUGGAUCAGAGGCAGAUAUGGACAACUUGACUCUGAACAGCUUCUUGCCAGAGCAUUAAUAUAGCCUCUUACUGCACUUCAGGGUUCUCUGGUGCUUUCUAGAAACUCCUCACGUUCACCAGAGUUGGGUUUUACAAUGUGAAGCACUUUCAUGCCAGAUUUACUUCAUCCAGAACUAUCUUUAAAAUAUAUGUUGUACUACACUCACGACACAUCUCUCAGUGGCGAGCAGUUCAACAGGUGAAGCACUUAGCAAAGUCUAGUUUCCUUUGAAGGAGACCACUGUCUGGAAUUUCCCUUUCUCGUCCGUAGAAAGUAGUGGAAUUUUUAAAAAUUGGUUGGCAACCCAUAUCGGAAGUGGGGUUGGCAAUAAAAAGAAGAUGCUCAUUUUCACUUUUUGAAAUAUGGCAGCCCUAAUUUACAACUAUGUGGUGGCAAGGAUUUCACCCUCACACAGAAAACCAAGGCCCCUCCUCUCACAUCAGAUCUCCAGGGAGACUGCCAGUCGGCUAGCAGAGCCCAAAACUUGACCUUUUUUUUGUCUCUGACUCCAAACUGCCAGGUACAUUUAAACAGGUGAGGAAAGUUCUGUCCCCCUCCUCUAAUUUACAUUUUUCUCUUCAGAAGAUGAUCCUGUAUCCAGAAACAACAGGGCCAGCCUAAUACAUUUUAUUGCCUGAGAGAAAGGACCUGCUGCCAAUCUCCUUACUCCCCAAGCAGCAGCAAGAUGAGCAGUGAAUUGAAUCUUCGUCCCGCCUGGCCAACGAGGCCGCAUCCUCUGCCACACCUGAAGGGAGUUAGUUUGGGGCAGGAGGGCAGGCUGUGGGGCACACUGUGUCCCCACCAACAUCUCUCACUGCUUCACCUGGCCCAAAGAAGCCAUGAACGAAUUAUUGACUUCCCCUGGCAACCUAUCACUUGCAGUUUACCUAAGAAAAGGAUGGGCUAGGCAGGAUAAGGCCAGGAGGUUUCUGACCUGUCACCUGUAUAAAUCAUGCACUUUGAACAAAUACUAUUUUCUUUUGUUUCAGGUUUGCUAGUCAUAGGGCAGGGGGUGGAGAGGAUGCUGGGCUCCCACUGCAACGGCUGACCAUUUGAUUCAGUCACCCGUCUGAUAUAUGAAGAUUUCUGCAGACAUUUACCCCACCCCCAACUUUCAUGUCCACAUUUUUUAAACCAUAAUGCUACAAACACACAAUUUGUUUUUUUACUAAACCAAAAAUGUUAGGAUUAUCAACAAGCACAAAUAAUGUGGGAUUGCAGACAAGGAAAUAAACAGUGCAAAUACCGUUUGCGCUUGAAAAAGAUUUGAAGCAGUUUCUAAUCAGCGCGUGUCCUGUGUCCUGCAGGUGCAAUCCUGUAAGUCUUCAUUUAACAAAAGUGUGUCUUCCGCAAACCUCUCUGACUGCUGUAUGGCACUCUUAAGGACAGACUAAUCCUGGGGCACCCAAGCCAAGCACCCAUUACGCACAACAGAAAUCAGAUGUUUAUCCCCCUGGGGAGGGCUGCUCCCUCCAUGUGAUUCGCCCACCUCAGGCUGAAAUGUGUGUGAGCUCUAACUCUGCCAACAAACAGCAGCAUGCCAAAGGAUUGUGCUAAGAAGCACUAUUUUGCAGAGAGGGGACCAAGCAGAGAGAAUUUGCCAGCCAUGCCAGACUAUGGAUUUUGCUCUCUCUCUUGCCCUUACUGGUGAGAAGGAGCCAAGGUCCCCUUGGCUCCCCACAGAUUGACUCCUUUGACCUUGUGAAGUUUCAGCUGUAACUCUGGGAGUAAAACAUACAGGAAGGCAAAGUGUCACAUUAAGGAAAUCUAGAGAAAGCCAAGCCAGUUUAUUUCCUGUGGUUUUUUGGUGUGUUUACAACCUAGUAUUUCUUUGGAUUUCUUGAAUGUAUUUUGUAUAUGUUGGGGUCUGUAAGUGGGUCCUAAAGAUAAUGUGUAUUUCAAAUGAUUAAAUAUAUUGAAAUACAGAAGUGGCUCUUAAGUUCAUGCAUAAGACUUUUUGGUUUUUUGGCAUUCUUAAUAUUGGGGGUUCCUUUCCUUUCUAAGUUCACAUUUCCUGAGGCAUGCUUUAGAAAUGCCUGCAGAUGAGAGAUCCAAAAUGAUAAAAUAUAUCCUUUAAUAAAAUGCAGUCAGGAUGCACUGUCUGUAUAAGCCUACUUUUUCAGCACCAAAAAUGUGCUGAGAAAGCCGCCCUCAGCUUAUAUUCGAGUGAGGCAGGCAGCGGCAGAGAAAGGCACAGGACGGGGGGUUCAGAGAAGCGCUGUGCUGCAACUCUCCCUCCGAACCCCCGUCGUAUGCCUGCUCUGUGCGAGGCAGCGGGGAGGGAGAAGCAGCAAGGAAGGGAUCCUUCCUUGCUACUUCUCCCCCCCCCCCACCGCCGACAGCUGGGAAAGGCAUAGGAUGGUAUUUAUUUAUUUGAAAUUUACCAGUAGCUGCUGCAUUUCCCACCCUCGGCUUAUACUUGAGUCAAUAAGUUUCCCAGUGUUUUUUUGAGGUAAAAUUAGGUGCCUCGGCUUAUAUUCGGGUCGUCUUAUACUUGAAUAUAUAUACUGUUACAAAAGUCAGGUGCUUGCCCCUCUCUCUGCCAAGCGGUGUCAAGAGCCCAUGGGGUCCCAGGCACCGCCACAGGGUCUGUGUCCCUUUGGAGAAUAGAAAACGCGGCGGAGACUAUCUGGCUUUAAGAAAUAUGGUUGAUUCACCUACCUACACCUUCAGUCUGCAUGGAGGGAUUCCAGAUCUUAUGGCAUGGUCGUUGCAAGAGGCAGCAACAUACGCAACCACCAGCUAGAACCGUCCAAAGAAGGAUCUCAGCUCUUCUCCCUCCUUCUUCCAAGACCCUUGCCCUCUGUUCAUACCCCAGGGCAGGGAGAAAGAAGUUCUCUCGCAUGGAAUGGCCCUCUAUGGUUCCCUUAAUGGCCCUAGCUUGGGCAGGCUGCCCAGGAAUUCCUCUGCAGCUUAUAUUUCCCUUCCCACCCCAAAUUAUCACAAUCCUGGAAUUCAUUAAUUUAUAGGGUUUGGCGUAACACCCCCCCCCCAAAUAAAACUAUACCACCAUAUAUCUACAAUCUGGACCCUAUUCUGGAGUUCAUGGGUGUGAAAGGGCACAAUGUGCUAGAAGCUAAAGCCUGUUAAAAAAACAAAAAUGAACAACCACCCCCACAUUGCUCAGGAGUUAAAGGUACAAGUCUAGAGAAUCCUAGUUUUCAGCUCUGCCACAGUGGGAUUUUAGCUCUACCUUAGCAGGGGACGUUUUAAGGGCCACAGUAAGCCAGAAACCUUGAUUAAAUCCCAACUUUGGGGAGGGAAUAAAAAAGAAAAGAAAAAGAUUAAUAUAUAGUUCCACACAGAAGAGACAUAGCUAGUGGGAUAUUCAGCUUAGAAUUUAAAAUAAAGUAGACUAACUAUCAGGUUGAGCCCAGUGUAGACUUCAGGUUCUUCAGUUUUAAAAGUUUGGGUAUUUUAGGUGGAAAGGAGUGGCAUGAAAGCUUAAAGCCUGACGGUAGGACUCAGUGGAAAAAAGCAUCUUUCAGUUCUCUUUAAAACCAGUGAAAGAGUAGUAUUUAAAAAACUAGAGUAUACCUUACAAUUUAAAAUGGAAGGCAACUGGGGGGAAAUCAGUUCAAAUGUGGUGUAGGCAUCAUUUAACAUUGUUAAGUGUGGUUUAUGAAUUGCAGUCAAGUUUCAGCUUUCAGUUCAGUAUAAAGCCAGUCAAAAGCUAGUUUCAGUUUUAAAACAAAACCCCCACAAGGAGUUAAUCCCUACUUAAUCACCUCCCUUGUCUGAUUCCCUAACAAAAUAUCAAUUCCUCCCUCUGAAGGAGCGGCUACUACAUAUCUUGGGGGUCCUCCUGGAUCCUUGAGGCUCAGGUGGCAUCAGUGGCCCAGAGUGCCUUCCAUCAGCUUCGGCUGGUGGCCCAGCUGUGCCCCUAUCUGGACAGGGAUAGCCUAACUACUGUUGCUCCCAACCCCGGCAAGACCAAUUGCAGUCAUUAACAGUCGUUAACAGUCAUCAACAGGCUUACCACUCCUAUCAGCCCAUCACCCAUUCCCAUCACCCCCCCCCCUCUGAAUAUACAUAAGGGUCUGGUGACUUCUGUUUCAGUGUAUCUGAUGAAGUGUGCAUGCACACGAAAGCUCAUACCAAAAUAAAAACUUAGUUGGUCUUUAAGGUGCUACUGAAGGAAUUUUUUUAUUUAAUUUCGACUCAGGCCAACAUGGCUACCUACCUGCAACUAGUACUGUUGUCUAUGUUCUGCUAACCUCAAGGUUAGAUUACUGCAAUGUGUUAUAAGUAGGGCUGCCUCUGAAGACAGUUCGGAAACUUCAGUUAGUGCAGAAUUCAGCGGCUAAGUUGCUCACCAGAGCAAGACAGUUUGAGCAUAUUACACCGAUCCUGGUCCAACUGCACUGGCUACCAAUUAGUUUCCGGACCCAAUUCAAAGUGCUGGUUUUGACCUAUAAAGCCUUAAAUGGCUCAGGACCGCAAGACCUCAAGGACCGUCUCUCUCCAUAUGAGAUCAUAAUCUGUGCUCACUCCCUGUGAGGUCAGGAGGGCAACAACACAAGAGUGGGCCUUUUCUGUGGUGGCUCCCCAUUUGGAACGCUUGCCCCAGAGAUGUUCACCUGAUGCCUUCAUUAUACAUCUUUAGGCAGCCAGCAAAAACAUUCCUCUUUAACCAGACCUUUGGGUGAUUGACAUCUGAUGCACUUUUAAAGGUGUUGUGGAAGGUGGGGUUAUUGGGUUGUUUUUUUGUUUAUUUUUUUAUAUUGUAAUUUUAUAUUGUGAACCCUUAGGAGGGAGGGGCAAUGAACCAACAAAAAUAAGGUACCUGUUUACUUGAUCCUGACACAAAAGCUUUAUACUACUUUAUAUGAAGCUUUAUACUUUAUAUACUACUGCAAUGUUAUUUGCAUGAGCAGCAACCAAGUGACCUCCUCGGGGUGUGUAGGGGGGGGGGGUCCUGGGCUGCCCA
Zootoca vivipara (common lizard) is the source of this 8997-nucleotide messenger RNA. RefSeq names its product selectin P ligand (gene SELPLG). The record is from RefSeq and is a predicted model, not a curated record. Gene Ontology annotation, cellular component: plasma membrane. Gene Ontology annotation, biological process: leukocyte tethering or rolling. Lineage: Eukaryota; Metazoa; Chordata; Lepidosauria; Squamata; Lacertidae.